This is a messenger RNA of Daphnia carinata, 1572 nucleotides long. RefSeq names its product glucose-6-phosphatase catalytic subunit 1-like. Gene Ontology annotation, biological process: glucose 6-phosphate metabolic process; gluconeogenesis. Lineage: Eukaryota; Metazoa; Arthropoda; Branchiopoda; Diplostraca; Daphniidae. The transcript has 6 exons. Gene Ontology annotation, molecular function: glucose-6-phosphatase activity. Gene Ontology annotation, cellular component: membrane. The record is from RefSeq and is a predicted model, not a curated record. The coding region runs from base 112 to 1191 and encodes 359 amino acids.
GCAGUGCAUGUUCAACUUCAAAAACGAUCCUGCAGUUGAUCAAUCAACAAGUCUAGUAAUAAAAAGAACAGAAAUCUCCCCGGCAGACGUCCCAGUAACACAAAUCGAAAUAUGGCUUCUGAACUUCAAUCGAUUUACAGCUACGGAGUGGGUCUGAUUAGCAUCCUUCAAUCCUCAUUUCCCGAUGGAGAAAGCUUCUUCAUGGACAUCUCCAAAAUCUUUGAUCCGAAAUACGUUUUCACCGUCUACUUCCCAGUCAUCUUCGCUCUUCAAUGGGCUCUUGGAGUCAAGUUGUUGGGCACCAUCAUCGUCGUAGAGUGGCUCAAUCAAAUUCUGAAAUGGCUGAUGCACGGUGAUCGUCCUUAUUGGUGGGUUCACGAGGUAGAAGCCGCUUACAACUCCACGUCGCUCUUACCUGAGAUCUUCCAGUACCGAUCCACCUGUGAAACUGGCCCAGGGAUGCCAUCCGGUCAUUCGAUGGCCAUGUCCGCAGCCUGGUACGUCGUUGUCCAGUCAUUCAUCGAUCGAGUCGUCAAGCCUUCAAAGAUGAGUGCUUCAUUGAAACAGCAAUCCAUUCAACUCCUGUGGGCCGCUUUCGUUGUCAUCCAAACUCUCGUUGUUAUGUCGAGGAUGUACAUCGCUGCCCAUUUUCCUCAUCAAUGCGCUCUCGGACUCUUCUUGGGUGUGUCUAUUGCUCAUCAAGUGUACGGCUCAUCAAAAUGGUUGAACCUUAAACGCGGCCAAUGGCUUCUUGUGGCUUCCGUCAUCAUGGCCAGCGCUAUCGGCACUUAUUGGUUCCUGUUGUUGACCGGAAGAAACCCGGCCUGGUCAAUCAGCCAAGCUUACAAAUGGUGCGCCAAACGCGAAUACAUCCACGUUGACACCACCCCAUUCUACAGCCUUACUCGCUACAGCGGUGCCGCUUUCGGUCUUGGUCUUGGCCUUACUUCCAGGUUUUUUAGCCAGACGGAGCGUACGAGCUUCACCCGAGUCCAGAUGAUGGCCACUUUAGUUUUGGGUCUUAUCCUCGGGUACGGAGCGGAACUUGCUCACGUUGCCAUUCCCAAGACAAACGAGUCGGUGUUUUACACGUUAGAGUUCCUUUUGAACGUCGCUUUCCCCUACAGCGCAAUCGCAUUGGUACCUUAUGCCGUGAUGAGGUCCUCAUCAGCAAAAGUGAAAUCCUUGUAAGUGGAACAGAGGAAAUGAAGAGAAGCUACGAGACAAAAAAAGCUCAUACCUCACGCGCAUUUGGGUCGGCGUCUGCAAUCGACCUACGUGAUUUUUUUUUUUAUAGUUAAAUGACUGUAUUGCGGAGAAUGUUUUUUUCGUUUACUUGUUCAUGUUUAAUGCUUCAAUGUUGCAGCCAUUCUGAAUCUGAUUUUGGAUGAAGCUGGCUUGAAUCCCAAUAAUGUUAACUGGCUCCAUGAAUCUUUCUUUUGUGACGAAUUGGUGAUAUUUAUGUUCAUGUUUUAUGUAUGCGACCAGUUUUAUUAUUUGAAUGUCAGAAUUAGGUAAAUUCACGAAAUUCCAUAAUAUACCAUGUUUACGAAAUAAAAAAUUUUUAACUUA